Solea solea (common sole) is the source of this 2184-nucleotide messenger RNA. It is a transcript of the gene sco1, whose product is annotated as protein SCO1 homolog, mitochondrial. Lineage: Eukaryota; Metazoa; Chordata; Actinopteri; Pleuronectiformes; Soleidae. The record is from RefSeq and is a predicted model, not a curated record. The transcript has 7 exons. Gene Ontology annotation, biological process: mitochondrial respiratory chain complex IV assembly. Bases 69 to 953 code for a protein of 294 amino acids.
GUCACUUUCCGCGAUUCGUAAACGGGACACCCGUUUCCUUGUGCGAGUGAAGCGAAGCAGGUUCAAACAUGGCUCAGUGCGGUGUGUUUUGUCACAGGCUGUUUCACACUUAUGUUAAAAACGUACAAAAAUGCAGCGCCAGGUGUACACACACCUUAGUACGGUGGGAAACCCGACCGAAGAAUGCGCUGUUACCGCGGAGAGAAGCCCGCUGCUGCCUGGUGAAUGUGAGUCAGAGGCAGACCUGCAGAUCAACACACCGAGAUUUUUCCUCCACACUUCCACCACCGCCACCACGGGGUGAGCCUAAGCAGUCCGGGCCUGUGACGUGGAAAUCUUUAGCAAUAACCUUUGCUAUUGGAGGUGCUGCGUUGGCAGGGAUGAAGUAUUUCAAAAAAGAAAAGGAAGAAAUGAUGGAGAAAGAGAGGAACAAGUCGAUCGGUCGGCCGGCGCUCGGCGGUCCAUUCUCGCUCAUUGAUCACAACAACAAACCCGUCAAGAGCGAGGAUUUCCUGGGCCAGUGGAUCCUCCUCUACUUUGGCUUCACGCACUGUCCCGACAUCUGCCCGGACGAAUUAGAAAAGAUGAUCGAAGUCGUGGAUGAAAUUGAUGAAAUAAAGUCUCUUCCAAACCUGACGCCUCUCCUCAUCACCAUCGACCCCGACAGAGACACACCAGAGGCCAUGGCCGCGUAUGUCAAAGAGUUUUCUCCGAAGCUGAUUGGCCUGACGGGAACGACGGCAGCGGUUGAGCAGGUUUCCAGAGCCUACAGAGUUUAUUACAGUCAAGGACCAAAGGACGAAGACAACGACUACAUCGUUGACCACACCAUCAUCAUGUACCUCGUGGGUCCAGGCGGAGACUUUGUGGAGUAUUUUGGACAGAACAAACGGAACGUGGAGAUCAGCAGCUCCAUAGCAGCACACAUGAGGAAGUACAAGAAGGAGAAGUGAGCCGUGACUGUCCUCAGGUGUCUCUGGUCCACUUUGUUCAUCACUGCAGCUCUGUUUUAAAAUGGCACUUAUUAUUUAUUUUGGCGGCACUAUUAUAUAAAAAACUUUAAAAGGAAAACACAUCUUAAGCCCCUUUUGAUUUUGAGCUCCAUGAUUGUUGCCAGUCAGUUUGCAAAAGACUGGAAAAGUCCUUCCUGCUCCAAACACCAGUGUCUCUGUCUCCAUAGAUAAAUGUACAUUAAGAGACAUUUACUGUGUUUCAUUGGCUUUAUUUGUGCUGUGUUUGUGGUUUUACACGAAGCAAAACCAUUUCCAGAGUAAUAAUACUGAUCAAAGUAUCUUUAAACUCUGCCUUUUUGCUAAUAUGAGGAAGAACCGAUGUGGAUGAUGUACUGAUACCAAAGAAUCAAGAAGAAAUCUUUGGAAACGUGUCCGCAUGACUUCCUGUUUGUCAGUAGUUGUGCAGCUUUUACGCAGCAGCAGAACAACUCUGACAGAUCACAUCAAAGGUAUCGUGUGCAGUCGGCUGUUGAUAUAAAGGGUGAUUUGGACGAGAAUGUGGACGUAAAGCUGUGUACAAACCUCCUCGUCUGAGGAAUGAGGAAAACACUGGUUAACAGCCUUAAACUUGAAGAAGCCACUGAAUAUAUAAUAAUGUUUGUUUGACUCCUGCGCCGUGAUAACUCCCAUCUGUUCAUUCAAAAGCACUUUUCCCUCUGUCUGGUAAAUAAACUUUAAUGCUGCGUUCCAUUUACAUCGGAAUUGGUAGCGACAUCAAAGAAACCCAAAGCGUUUGUUUUUGUCCUCUUUUUAAAUUUGCCCUGAAGCAGGUCCACGUCUCUGCAGAUGAGCCUCUAAUCCUGUACAGAUGCACCGACCGUCCUCAGAUCUAUUUUUCCACCGGCGGUGACACAUCAGCCUCUUCCCUGCGAAACCAGCUGAUGAGGAUUUGCUCUUUCUUGUUCCGUGACCCUGUGACCUUUUCAUCCUGCAGCCUCCUCGCGGUCAAACGUCCACAUUUGGAGACAUGUCCACACUGUAAGUCCUCGUCAGCUGUUGCCAGCUGUUACCUUCAAAUGACUUUAAGAGGCUGUUAAAUCAGCGAUUAGCCUGGGAAAAAAUGCAGCUCUAUUCCCUCUUGAUUAGAAAACUACGGAGGAGGAUCAGGGCCACGUGUGAAAAAGUGUUUGGAAACGAAAUAGGAAGAAUAAAGGUCAGAAUGUAACUUUAA